GUUCCCACAUAUGUGACAAUUAGUGGGGGGCCCAUAAUACAACCAGGCACAGGGGCCCAAAAGUUAAUAAUCCGUCCAUGGACAUGCUGUAAUAGUCUGGCCACACCCACCUGGAUCUCCCUUCUGGGAGAUACUAGUCUGGAACACCAUAAUUCACUAACGUUUCCAUCGUUUCCAGAUAAGCUGCCAAAUCAGCGACUAUAGUUAUAGUUAUAGUGCUAUAGUUUUGAAAUCGAAAGUGGCUGUGGUAAAUGGUAGUGAUAGAAAUGCAUGGGGUUUAGUUCAUAAUGCCAAUAUGGCAGUUGUCUACACAUAUCCCGCCCCUUCCGCAGCCAAAAGUUAACAUGUGAAUACAUCACGGCAAUCAUGUUGUGUGUUGUGAAUACAUCGGACCAAUCAUGUGUUGUGAUCUCUCCGCUUGAGCGACUUUGGUGUUGUAAAGCCUUGCGCGCAGUUCUGCCUGAAAUAGCAAUAGUGUGUUGCAAUAUGGCCGCUGAGUGGAAGGACUUGCCUAAAGGGACUUUGCACUUACCUUCAAAAGUCAUUUUAAACGUUACCAUGUUUGCUGUUGGUAUGUAUCAGCAUGAAGUAGGUAGAAACCAGGAGCUCUGCGUGUUGAUUGGCCGUCUGGAGGAGAGGGAGGCGGAGACUGAGAGGAGUCUGACAGAGCAUGUGCAGUCAAACCGACAGCUGACGCUGAAGAUUGAAGAACUACAGAAACUCCUAGAGGAAAAAGACAACUCACUCACACAAGCCAAUCAGACUGUGGCUCUCCUGAAGAUUGAACUAAGGGAUGUUCAAAGCCAGCAGAGUAAUCAUAGGCCAGUUCAGGAAGUAAAGGAAUGGCUGCAGGGUGGGGAGAGCCAGCUCAAGCAAAUGAAGACUCCCAGCUCUCCUCUCCAGUCAGACCAGCUGAGACCAGUUGAGGAGACACUGCUCUGGUCAGAACCGCUGAUCUCUACUAACAUCCAGAGUUCGCUGGUCUCUUCUCAGGAGCCGAGUCCACUGCUGUCAUCCGAUGAAGAAAAUCCACUGGUCCUGUCUAAUGCUAAAAGUCAGCUAGUCUUGUUUGAUGGUCAGCCGUCUCAGUUGCUGGUCUGGACCGACUCUCAGGAUCCAGUCUCGGGGAUUAAAAAGGAAGAGGGCAGCGAUAGAGAUGGAGAUUACAGGCAAUCUGUAGAGGGAACUGAUCCUAGAACAGAACAGACCAUUUCUUCAGCUGCAGAUAUUAAACCUGUACUGCUGCAGGGACAAGAGAAGUCCAACAUGGCUCCAGUCCUGUGUUCCAAAACAGAUCUGUCCCCUUCAGACCAACAAGCUCUGGUCCAGUUAAGGACUGUAUCCGUGGUGCUGGUGGACUGUUGUAGAACACUGGGCCAGCAAAAGACAGACGACAGCAACAGAAAGCAGCCCAACACUCAAGCAUCAUCCUCGGAGACCCCAGCAUUGCCCUCCAUGUCACAUACAGAGACAGAGAAAUCCAAAAAACACUCCUGUUCUGUGUGUGGUAGAAACUUCCACUUCCGGUCUCAGCUCAGGAAACAUCAUUAUGGCCACACAGGUAAGAGGCCACACUACUGCUCCUUGUGUGGUAGGGGAUUCACUUCACUUAGCGAUCUCAAAGCGCAUCAGCGGAUUCACACUGGAGAAAGGCCUUAUUCAUGCCCCCAGUGUGGCAAGAGUUUUGGGCAACGAGCCCAUCUGAAAGUCCAUCAGCACAUUCACACAGAAGAGAGGCCAUUCCUGUGCACUGACUGUGGUAAGAAGUUUACCUGUAAAGGAAGUCUCAAAAUACACCAGCGCACUCACACUGGAGAAAGGCCAUUCCUGUGCACUGACUGUGGUAAGAAGUUUACCCGUAAAGGAAAUCUCAAAAUACACCAGCGCACUCACACAGGAGAGAGGCCGUACCACUGUGAUCAGUGUGGCAAGAGCUUCUAUGCAGGGGACAAGCUCAUAAUACACCAGCGGAUUCACACAGGAGAGAGGCCAUUCCAGUGCACUGAUUGUGUUAAGAAGUUUACCUGUAAAGGAGAUCUCAGAAAACACUUGCGCAUUCACACAGGAGAGAGGCCAUUCUGUUGCAAUCAGUGUGGCAAGAGCUUCACUCAAGGGUGCCAUCUCAAAAAGCACCAGCGCAUUCACACAGGAGAGAGGCCAUUCUGUUGCAAUCAGUGUGGCAAGAGCUUCACUCAAGGGGAGGCUCUGAAAACACACCAGCGCAUUCACACAAGAGAGAGAGGCCGUAGCGCUGCGAUCAGUGUGGCAAAAGCUUCAGAAUCUGAAAACACACCAGCACAUUCACACAGGAGAGAGGCCACAUUUUUGCACUCAGUGUGGCAAUAGAUAGAUAGAUAGAUAGAUAGAUAGAUAGAUAGGUAGAUAGAUACUUUAUUGAUCCCCAGGGGAAAUUCAAGGAAAUAGUAAUUCUACUCUUCAAUGUCUAAAAAAACACCAGUGUAAACAUUCCGGACAGAAUAUGUAGACUUGCCCUGAGAUAUUCUAUUUCAAGUUCUGUGUUCCAGUUUUUCAACAGUUGUGUUUCUCCAUGUGUGUAGUCUGAUGUUUCUAUUAAAAGAUGUGUAUGAAUGUGUUGGGAGUUAUUGCGUAUUUCAUGCCAAUGCAUUAUUCCUCUAGGUGUGGUAGCUUGUAUAUAUUUUGUGGAGAGUUUUGCACAUUGCUGAAUGUGUGUCAUAUGUUUGUGUUAUAGUAUCCCAGAAAUUCUGAACCCAGAUCUGAGCCUUGACAUUUGGAGUCUAUUAAUUUAGCUUUGGGACACACAUACACAUAAACACACACUCACUUUGAAGCUAUUUAUUGAGCAUAGGCAUUCUUUUCCCAGCCAACAGCCAGACAUAACAUUGAGAUCUGGCCUGAUGAACAUGGCCAAGGAGAGAGGGGGCCCUAAUUUCAGUGCUGUGCAAAUUCAGUCUAUGAGCAAAGUUCUUGUAAAUGAACCAACAGCAUUAUGUUUGUAUUUAGGAUCUUUCUCAUGGUAUUACAUUUGCAAAUAGAUAUGGCUUAGUUAUUAAGCAGGCUUCAGUUAGAAUGGCCAGCAUUUAAAGUAGCGCCCACAGUAUCACUCACAGCAAUCAGCAUUGUACUCCAUGGUUUUGGAUGGUACCUUGGAAUUUCUUUGGUAUGUUAUCUGGCCGUACCCCAGCAACAUUGUGGCCUUGACCAGAGAGAGUCUACCAUGGUGAAACAACAUGUGCACUGGGCAUGUCAUGUCUAUGUAGUACAGUUGCCUGUUGGCAUACAAUAAAUGCUUUUCUUUCUCCCUUUUUCUAUUUGUAUAUUAUAUGUACAUUGAUUUCUGUACAACAAGGUGUGUGUACAUUGGGAGUCACUGGGUAUUUCAGUGUUCAAGGUUAUACACUGGUAUAUUCUGAUGGGGUGUGUUUGUGUGAUAUGGGUUUUUUGGUACACACUUUUUAUUUGGUGGGUAACAACAUAUAUGAAAGGCAUUGUUACAAUACAGAUACACAAACCCAAACAUACCUCCCAACCCUACCACAUGGGAUACAACACAACUAUCAAUGUAGCACAGUCAGUAUAGAACAGUCCACUUAGUUUUUUAGUUUGUAUUGUCCGAGGAGUAGCGCCAUUAAUCUUGGCAGAAGAAAGUUCAAGAAAAAGAAUCUCUAAGAAUGUAUUCAGCCAAUGCUUAUGGGCUAAGUUGUGGGGUGGAACCCAAACUUGAAUAAUGAUCUUUGUAGACCUUUCAUUCAUGCAUUCAAGUUUAGAGUCAUCAUUGAGAAGGUGUAAAACAGGAUCCAUAGGAAGCUGAAUAUCAAUGAGAUCAGACAAUGAAUGUAACACCUUAUUCCAAAAAUCAUAAAUCUUAGGGCAGUCCCACAUUAUAUGCAUAAAAGUCCCCAAAGCAUUUUGUGAGCACAAAGCACAAAAUGGAUGCGGAGUGUCUGACUUUAUUAAGAUAAGCUCUAUGAGAUAUCUUCAUAUGAAUAGACUGAUGAUUAGGGUUUUGAGAGGAGGUGUGAUAUGGGUUUACUCAUUUAUAUAACCUAUUGAUGCACAAUGUAAUUUUUUGACCAAUGCUGCUGGGCAAUGUCCUGAGAUUUGUUGUCUUGGCACAUUCACGUUAAUGUUGAGCAACAUUUUUUUAAUGAAUUAGAGUUAGAGAAUUAUCAGUAGGCAAAUUAUCACCAGUAAGAUAUCAUGAUCAAACAACAAAAAAAUAAACCAGAGGGAACAUGUUGCUCAGAAAUUUGCUAAAAAAAAUCCCCCAAAAGUUCCCCCAUGUAUAUCACCUUAAGAAUGCAUAGCCUACACAGAGGGGAAACCAUAUUCACAGGUCACACACAGACUUGUAAUCAUUAGAAGACGCACAACAACAACAUUAAUGAACAUUUUGUGUAAUGAUUCACAGCAAAUUAAUAAACUGAAUAUGGUGGUCCAAGAGCCAUGCACCAUGCACCGGUCCAUGCAUCAACCCGACUGAGCAGUAAUGACAGCAUAGGAUGACAGUCAGGUACGAAGCACUGCACCAUGUUGAAAUAAACGUGUAAAAUACCAAAUGAUAAAUAUAAAAUUAAAUAUCAAAACACUAUUAUUUACACGAUUACUCCUGAAAUAACUGCUAUUAACUGCACAUUCACUAUAUAAAAAUCACUGUUUGAAGGAAAGGGAUUGCGUGCUGUCGCCGGUUGGAAAUUGUUCAAAUGGCAAUUUGCGUCGGUUCUACCUUGCUUAUAUUAUUCAGGGAGGCGCGGUGUUUUAUGCGAUGAGUAGUUCCUUCGCUCGGAAAUUAAAAUAUGUACACAGUCUUGUACCUUUGACUUUUUUUUUAUUUUCUCUUCGUUUUUUCACUCGAAAUGAUAUGUUGUAUGCUUAUGAGUUAUGCCGUAGCUGGUUAGCCUAAGACAUGCUGUUAAUCUCUUUAGAUACGGACUUUUCCAUAACGUCAAUGGGACAAAUGAAUGGGAAUCAUACUUCCGGCACCUAACCGCAUUUCGGCUGUGGGCGGGACUGUGAUGCUCUAUGCUGUGUAAAUUGACCUCAAUGAGUCUCGUAGCUCUACGUAAUGACGUGUAACGUGAAAUCGCGCAUGGAUGUGGAUGUCUCCGUCCUGCAGGCUGUAGCAGAGCUCUCUCAACUCCGCUGUCAUGUGUGUACUUAAUAAACAAACGUGUCCUUGAUGUCCCCGGUAUAACGUUAUUGUCGGGCCCACACAAGGACAUCCUUAUAGGAUGUCUUUGAAAUGACCAAAUGCGAAUGUCAUCCGAGGGACCUGACGGUGACGUCCCCAGAAAGUCCUGCACCAGACGUCGCGCAAUAACCAAAGGAUAACUUGCUCCAGACGUCAAUAAAGUCACCGGAACGUCCGCUAGAGAACAUGACGUUGGGGACCAAUCGGGACGUAGUGAAUGUCCGCAUUAGAUCCGGGGGACGUCCUGUGUUUGUCGGGAAGUGUUAUGCAAUUUGGUGUUGAUGUUGUAGCCUAGGCUUACUGUCAAACAAAGGCGGUGUAACGUUUAGGUCCUUUGACUAUUUCAUUAAUGUCAUUAGGACUGGCUAUUUUAUGCCUCAGAAGACCAUAUUGGUAGGCCUACUUAUUUGUAGUAUCAUAUUGGAUAUGAAAUGAUCUGCUCUGCAAUGUGUAUCAUUUUGAUUGUUGUUAGCCUAGUCUAUAGCCUGUGCAAGAUUUAUUGUAUACUGAGACAAAUAUC
This is a messenger RNA of Alosa alosa (allis shad), 5690 nucleotides long. Its product is annotated as zinc finger protein 436-like. The record is from RefSeq and is a predicted model, not a curated record. The transcript is spliced from 7 exons. Gene Ontology annotation, molecular function: DNA-binding transcription factor activity, RNA polymerase II-specific; RNA polymerase II cis-regulatory region sequence-specific DNA binding. Bases 367 to 2346 code for a protein of 659 amino acids. NCBI's taxonomy places the organism in Eukaryota, Metazoa, Chordata, Actinopteri, Clupeiformes, Clupeidae. Gene Ontology annotation, cellular component: nucleus. Gene Ontology annotation, biological process: regulation of transcription by RNA polymerase II; mitotic spindle assembly checkpoint signaling.